Molecule: messenger RNA, 1632 nt
Organism: Drosophila gunungcola (fruit fly)
Lineage: Eukaryota; Metazoa; Arthropoda; Insecta; Diptera; Drosophilidae
Product: forkhead box protein J1-B
Exons: 5
Coding region: 129-1547 (472 amino acids)
Biological process (GO): regulation of transcription by RNA polymerase II; cell differentiation; anatomical structure morphogenesis
Molecular function (GO): RNA polymerase II cis-regulatory region sequence-specific DNA binding; DNA-binding transcription factor activity, RNA polymerase II-specific
Source: RefSeq, a predicted model, not a curated record
CGUUGUGAUCGCGUUUGUCAUUCUGGUGAGGUAGCCAUAUACAUAUGUGAGUAGUUAUCUUAAAUGUAAAAUCAAAUGCAAACAUCCUGAAGACAGUGCAAUUAAAUAUUUAUUGUCAAAAAUAGAUAAUGACCGACCGUCAGGGUUCAUUAGUUAGGAGCAAGACUCUAAUAAAGUCAUGUGAAGCAGGGAGCCCUUCCCUUCAAGAAGCAGAGGACUCCGACGAAGAACGCGAGCUAACCAACCUCAACUGGCUUCUGCGAAAUCAAAAUUUAACUUGGCCAAAAACUAUUGAGUCAAACGCAAGAGAAAAUAUUAAUAUAGUAUCGGUUACGAACAAAAAUUCAGAAACAGCCGUACCUCAUAUCGCAAAUAUCCGACGAAACCAAAUCCAACUAAUUUGUACAAGAGGGGAGAACACAGUUAGGAAAUCUAAAAUAUUUCUGGAGUCUAAAACACAAAGAACAACACCAAAACGACCAACUCCAUCGGAACGCUUUGAGAUAUUUGUUAACAAAGUUAAAAGGGAUUUAACUGAGUACGAAAAGUUUGCAAGCAAGUAUGAGACAGACGUGACUGAGAAACCGCCCUUCAACUAUUCACAUAUAAUUGGGAUGGCUAUGCUGAAGAAUGGUCGCGUAACUUUGCAACAAAUAUGUGCAUGGAUAGAGGCAAAGUUUGCAUUCUUCAGAGUACGAAAGAAAUGGAAUAACUCCAUAAGGCAUAAUUUAUCACUACACCACUGCUUUCGUAACCGAAAAAGAGAGGAAAAGGGCAAAGGUGGUUACUGGGAGUUGGGAGUUGACCCGAAAAAGUGUGACAAAAAGCGCAUUCGUAAUAGAAAACUAAGUCAGCCAAAACUAAAUCCAACCGCUAAAUACCACUAUUCACUCACUCCACAUCAUAAUAUACAAAACAUUUCAACAGAGGGUGAACCGCUAUCGAACAAACAGCAUGUGAAAUUAUCUCAGACAUACUGCUCAAGAAUUGCAAAGGUGGCUAAAGCAAAUAGUCAGUCAGAAAUAUCAGUUACAAGCCACUUGCAAAAAUUAUCGUCACCGUUCACGGAAGUUAAAUUUGACGAGUCCAUAAAAAAAAAUAAUAUCGCUGAGGUAAACGAAAUGCAAUUUGACAAUUGUCCGCUACGAGCAAUGCUUAACGAGGACAUUUUUGAAAUGAAAUGUGAACUGGAAAAAAUUAAAACAGGCGCUGGAGGUUUUAUUAAGGAGCCUAAAGACUUAAACUGUUUUAUAUCCAACAAGUUGGACAGUACCAGCUCGCAGAUUUCCGGAGAAGACGAUUUUUGUACAUUCAACAACAUAAAUAUUUACUCUGAUAUGACACCAGUGCUCACACCGACAUCAACGACCAUAGCAGACCAAAAUAUAACAUCUGAUAUAUCUAGUCCUUGCCAUCCAUGCAAUAUAACCAUUAAUUAUGAUUACACUAACUUCCGACCCCUAGCGGAGAACAUUGAAGAACAAUAUCAGUUUCGAAAUGAUGACUUAUUAGAUAACCUUCUUGAUGUUUGUGUUACACACUAUUAAAAAUCCAAAUACAUUUCCACACAAAAGUCUCGGUUUUUUUUUUCAGAACGCGGACAGGAAUCCUGUUGCGACUGCCGAAUUUUAG